UCGUUCGCGUCAUUGGGAAUUUCUGAUUCCCUGCAAUCUGCAUUGACCAGUAUGUCAAUUAAAACGCCGACCGAAGUUCAAGCUGCCUGCAUUCCUCCUCUGUUGGCGGGUACAGAUUGCAUUGGGAACGCGAAGACUGGCUCUGGUAAAACAAUUGCCUUUGCCUUGCCCAUCCUACAAAGACUUCUCGCUGAUCCUUACGGAAUUUAUGCCCUUGUGUUAACGCCAACAAGAGAACUAGCUUUCCAGAUAUCCGAACAAUUUGUCGUGCUGGGAGCGUCACUUAAUCUAAGAACGGCUGUAAUUGUUGGGGGGAUGGACAUGAUGGCCCAGGCACUUGAACUAGGAAACCGCCCGCACAUUGUUAUUGCAACUCCUGGCCGACUUGUUGAUCACUUACGCAGUAGCAGUGGCGAAUGGGACCUCUCUCGAGUUAGGUUUUUGGUGCUUGAUGAAGCUGAUAGAUUACUCACUCGGACAUUUUCUCCCGAGCUGUCUCAUCUAUUCAAUGUCCUGCCACAGGAUCGACAGACUUGUCUUUUCACGGCGACACUUACGCCUUCGAUAGAGUCCCUGGCUGAUGCGACAGCUAGGCCUGGCAAACAAAAGCCGUUCGUACAUCGAAUGAAUGAAAGGCAAGUUAGACGCAUCGAGACAGUCUCGACCUUGAAGCAACAUUACAUUUUGGUUCCAUCGCAUGUGCGCGAAACGUAUCUUUAUUACCUCCUCCGGAACCCACCAGACGAUGAUGAUGAGCUGGAGCAACCACCUCCUACCAUUAUCUUCUGUGCACGGCCUCGAACGGCAGCCUAUUUGACUCUCGUGUUGAAAUCUCUGUCAAUUCGAAGUACGGCUCUACAUUCACGACUAACGCAACGAGAACGAUUGUCUUCGCUAUCAUUAUUCCGGGCCAGCGUUGUUCCGGUUCUAGUGUCGACUGAUGUUGGUUCGCGUGGACUUGAUAUUGAAGACGUGGCUAUGGUAAUCAAUUGGGAUAUGCCAGAGGAGGCGGAAGAGUAUACCCAUCGAGUAGGACGAACAGCUCGAGCCGGGCGCGGAGGUGUGGCAAUCAGCUUUGUAACGGAGCGAGACGAAGAUCGAGUGGUGAAGAUCGAGAAGCGUAUCAAGACGAAGCUGGAGGAAAUGAUACUUUCUGAAGAUAAAGUGCUUGAAAAGCUGAAUGCUGUAUCGACUGCGAAGCGACUGGCAAAAAUGUCACUUCACGACGAUAAGUUUGGUCAACGUGAGGAGAUACAAGCUGCCAAA
Molecule: messenger RNA, 1266 nt
Organism: Laccaria bicolor S238N-H82
Lineage: Eukaryota; Fungi; Basidiomycota; Agaricomycetes; Agaricales; Hydnangiaceae
Exons: 7
Molecular function (GO): RNA helicase activity; nucleic acid binding; ATP binding
Source: RefSeq, a predicted model, not a curated record